Paramecium pentaurelia is the source of this 1086-nucleotide messenger RNA. The record is from the annotation of a GenBank genome assembly. Lineage: Eukaryota; Ciliophora; Oligohymenophorea; Peniculida; Parameciidae.
AUGUAUCUUUUAAAUUCAGAAUAUAAAAUAUCUUAGAGUCUUGGAUCUGGUUCAAAUCAUAUUGUUUUUAAAGCAUAACAUAUUUUAACUUAAUCGAUUUAUGCUUUAAAAAUUGAAAAAAAACCAGGAAUCGGAUAAAUAGAAAAUGAAAUUUAAAUUCUUUAAGAGCUUUUUGGAAUAGAAGGAAUUCCAAAAUUAAUAUAAUUUGGAAAAACUAAAGAUUUAAAGUACUUGUUUUAUAUAAGUUAGGAAUUUUUUAAUCAUUCCAAUAUUAUAUUGUAGUCUCUAAGAUCUAAGAAAAUCAAAUUAAUUAUCUCUUAGUGCUAUUCUUGCUAUUGGAUUAAGUGUAUUAAGAACUAUAAAGUCAUUUCAUAAAAGAGGAAUCCUUCAUCUUGAUAUUAAACCAGAAAACAUAAUGAUAUCAUCAUCUGAAGUAUUUAACUCAAUAGAAUAAAUACUUACUCCUGGAAAUGUUUAAUUAAUCGAUUUUGGUUUGUCUUAGAAUUUAAGUAAUUCAUAAUUCUUAAAACAUACUUUUAUUGGUUCUUUAAGAUUUGCUAGUCGUCAAUCACAUAAAAUAGAAGAACUUGGUUACAAAGAUGAUAUUGAGAGUCUACUUUAUGUCUUAGCUUAUUUAAGAAAUAGUAUAUUGUUUUAAUAAUAUUAGAAAAUUUACCUUGGUAAUUGCCAUAAUAAUCAGCAAAUCAAUUAAUGGAUAUUAAGAAAAUAGGCGCAAUAAAAGAUUAAACUUAUAAUACUACUUUACUUUCAUAAUCAUUCCCUCCUCAAUUUUAUUAGUUUUAAUUAUAUAUUGAUACUUUAACUCAUUCUUCUUUACCAGAUUAUGAUUACAUAGAAGAAUUAUUCAAAUAAAUGUUAUAAUUCAAUGAAAUUCAAAUAUCUCCACGUUUUCAGGAAUCAAUUACCUAUAUUCAAGAACAAAAGGAUUUAGGAAAUUCAGAAAAUGUAAAAAUGAAUGAAUCUAUAUCAAAACUUGGUGCAGAUACUAGAGUUGUUAUAAUCUCCGAUUUAAUUAAAGCUUACACUACUAUAAAGAUCAAAUCCAUUAAAGAUAUUCAUUUUUGA